CAUUCAUUCAUUCAUACCUAAAGCUUUGAAUUUUACUUUGAUGUUGUAGCUAGACGACACCAUUUCUCUCAGAAGAGGAGGGAGUAGUGGAAGACGGCUUUCUCUCAGAGAUUCCUUUUUGACUCUUCAUCAUCUUCAUCAUCAUCUCCUCUGCCGUCUGUCUCUUUUUCAUCCACUUCUUCACACAUAAAUCUCCUCUCUAGUUCUUCGAAUUCCCACUUACUUUUUUAUCCCACUUUUAGUCUGGGUUUACGCUUUUACUCACUUUCUUAGAUCUCCCAAACCUUUCUCGGAUAACAAAGAUCCUUCUGUCUGUCUUCCUUGUGUUUCCCAAAUUUAGUAAUCUCGCGAAAAACUCGCUCAACCUUCAUUUCUCCGUCAGAUUUCUUAGGGUUUUACGUUUCAUGGGGAAUUGUUGUACGACACUGCCAUCUGUUCAUUCGGACAAUGAUGAUAACAGCAACAACAAGAAGAAGAAGGGUAAGCAAAAGCAGAAUCCUUUUGCUGGUGAUAAUGGAGGAAGACAUUCAUCUGUCAAUGGAGGAAACAAAUCAAGUGUUUUAGAUAACCCAACUGGUCGUGAUCUUGAACAGAAAUACGAGCUGGGUAACGAGUUAGGACGAGGUGAAUUUGGGGUAACUUAUUUAUGCAUUGAUAAAUCUAGUGGUGAAAACCUUGCUUGUAAAUCUAUAUCGAAAAACAAGCUGAGGACUCAAGUGGAUAUUGAGGAUGUCAAGAGGGAAGUUGAGAUAAUGAAGCAUUUGCCUUCUCAUUCCAAUAUUGUUAGCUUGAAGGCUACUUAUGAAGAUGAUAAUGCUGUUCAUUUGGUUAUGGAGCUUUGUGAAGGUGGUGAAUUGUUUGAUCGGAUUGUUGCUAGAGGACAUUAUACUGAGAGAGCUGCUGCUGCUGUAACUCGCACCAUUGUUGAAGUCAUUCAGAAUUGCCAUAAACAAGGCGUAAUGCAUCGGGAUCUCAAGCCCGAGAAUUUCUUGUUUGCCAAUAAGAAAGAGACUGCCCCACUGAAAGCAAUUGAUUUUGGGCUGUCAAUAUUCUUUAAGCCAGGUGAAAGAUUUGAUGAGAUUGUAGGUAGUCCUUACUACAUGGCUCCUGAAGUAUUGAAACGAAACUACGGUCCUGAAAUAGAUGUUUGGAGUGCUGGUGUUAUCCUCUACAUUCUACUUUGUGGCGUUCCUCCUUUUUGGGCGGAGACUGAACAAGGAGUAGCACAAGCAAUCAUUCGUUCCGUUGUAGAUUUUAAGCGGGAACCCUGGCCAAAAGUCUCUGAUAAUGCAAAAGAGCUUAUCAAGAAAAUGCUUGAACCUGAUCCUAAGCGUCGCCUUACUGCUCAAGAAGUACUAGAUCACACAUGGUUACAGAAUGCCAAGAAAGCACCUAAUGUUUCUUUGGGUGAAACUGUGAGAUCAAGGCUUAUGCAAUUUUCUGUGAUGAACAAGCUCAAGAAGAGGGCUCUGAGGGUAAUUGCUGAGCAUCUCUCAGUGGAGGAAGCAGCUGGUUUUAAGGAAGGGUAUGAAAAGAUGGACACAAGUGGUAGAGGGAAGAUCAAUAUCGAUGAGCUAAGAAUUGGCUUACAGAAACUUGGCCAUCAGAUGCCGGAUUCUGAUCUUCAGAUUCUUAUGGAAGUUGGUGAUGUUGACAAGGACGGAUAUUUGGACUAUGGAGAGUUUGUAGCUGUUUCUGUUCAUUUGAGGAAGAUGGGAAAUGAUGAACAUCUCCGCAAAGCCUUUGAAUUUUUUGAUCAAAACCAAAAUGGGUAUAUAGAGAUUGAUGAAUUAAGAGAAGCCUUGUCUGAUGAUAUUGAGUCGAAUAUUGAAGACAUCAUAAAUGCCAUCAUCCAUGAUGUGGACACCGAUAAGGAUGGACGUAUCAGCUAUGAUGAGUUUGCGACAAUGAUGAAGGCUGGGACAGAUUGGAGAAAAGCAUCGAGACAAUAUUCUCGGGAGCGAUAUAACAGUCUCAGCUUGAAGUUAUUCAAAGAUGAAUCGUUGAAUUUGAAAAAUGAGGAUAGGUAGCACACUCGCUUGACAACAUUUAACGUGAAUUACCAAUUCCAUUUGUUGAAUUUCUCGUUUAUUAUUGUGUACCUUUCCAAAAUUUAUUUGAUUCUCUUUCGAUUAAUUUCCAUCCCCUUUUGCUUGACCGGUUCUUGCAAUAGUUCAAUCGAGAGUACACGUAGAAGUGUGAAGGGAAGUUGGGCUAGAAUUGUUUGCAAAUGUAAAUCAUUGUUGGCCUUGUAUACUCUCUUAGUCCUAUUUUAUAUUUAUUGUAAUUUAGUCUCUUAUAACCUUAAAUGCUGGUACAAUUUGUUCAACCUAGUGUUUUUUUUACAU
Messenger RNA from Impatiens glandulifera, 2348 nucleotides. Its product is annotated as calcium-dependent protein kinase 32-like. Gene Ontology annotation, molecular function: calcium ion binding; calcium/calmodulin-dependent protein kinase activity; ATP binding. Bases 405 to 2030 code for a protein of 541 amino acids. The transcript is spliced from 8 exons. Lineage: Eukaryota; Viridiplantae; Streptophyta; Magnoliopsida; Ericales; Balsaminaceae. The record is from RefSeq and is a predicted model, not a curated record. Gene Ontology annotation, cellular component: cytoplasm; nucleus. Gene Ontology annotation, biological process: intracellular signal transduction; peptidyl-serine phosphorylation; protein autophosphorylation.